Messenger RNA from Phalacrocorax carbo (great cormorant), 2385 nucleotides. The record is from RefSeq and is a predicted model, not a curated record. NCBI's taxonomy places the organism in Eukaryota, Metazoa, Chordata, Aves, Suliformes, Phalacrocoracidae.
GCCCCCCAUCUCCCCCCAUCCCCGGCCCGGCCAUGGCCCCCCGGGCCCUCGCCCUCCUCCUCGCCCUCCUCCUCGUCCUCGUCCCGCCCGGGGGGGCCCGGCCUGGCCCCGCCGCCCCCAGCAGCGCCCCCCCCGCGCCCACCACCUGCCCCCCCGCCGGGCCCCGCUGCCCCCCGGGCACCUACCCCCACCCGCCCCCCCGCCACCGCCCCGGCCGCUGCCCCCCCGCCCCGCGGGGGACCCCCGUCGUCUGCAGAGAGGUGCGGUGCCCGGCGCCGCUCUCCCUCCCGCAGGGGGGGUACUCGCCCACCCCCCGGCGCCCCUCGCACCCCCCCGGCGCCCUCCUGGACUUCGCCUGCGAGGGGGGGCUGGUCCUGCGGGGGUCCCCCCGCCGCCGCUGCCGCCCCGGCGGCCUCUGGAGCGGCUCCAGCCCCGUCUGCGACGACGGCGCGGGUGACUGCCCCCCGGCCCCCGCCCCCGCCGGGGGGGUGGUGACGGGGCGGGGCCGGCAGCGGGGGGCGGAGGUGCACGUGCGCUGCGGGGCGGGGCUGACGCUGCAGGGCCCCGCCCACCGCCGUUGCCUGGAGACGGGCCGCUGGUCCGGCCCCGAGCCCGUCUGCCGCCACCCCUACGCCUACGACCUCCCCGAGGACGUCAGUGAGGGUUUUGGGGCGUCCCUCACCUCCGUGCUGGAGCUGGCGGGCGCCCACCCCCACAACGGCUCGUCCCUGGGCCGGCGCAUCGUGCUGACCCCCACGGGGUCCCUCCGCGUCUACCUGCUCCUCGACGCCUCCGGCAGCGUCAGCUCGGAGAACUUCCGCCUCUUCCAGGAGUGCGGGGCCGCCGUGGUGGACAGGCUCAGCAGCUUCGAGGUGUCCGUGAGCUUCGCCAUCGUCUCCUUCGCCAGCCGGGCCCGGGUCAUCGUCUCCACGGCCGAGGAUGAGUCGGCCGACGCCGACGAGGUUCUCCAGCGCCUGGAGAACAUGACCUUCGCCGACCACGGCAACGCGACGGGCACCAACGUCCGCGGGGCGCUGAUGGAGGUCUACCACAUGCUCCUCUUCGAGAAGGCGCGGGCGGAGCGGCUGGGGCGCCCCGAGGCCUGGCGGGGCACCCGCCACGUCGUCAUCCUGCUGACGGACGGCAGGUUCAAUGUUGGGGGCCACCCCCGGGACGCGGUGGCCAAGAUUGAGGACGUGCUGGAGAUCAAGCCGGACCGGGAGGAGUAUCUGGACAUCUACGCCUUCGGGGUGGGGGCGCUGGAGGUGGACAUGGCGGAGCUGGCGGCGGUGGCCUCGCACCGGCGGGACGAGACCCACGCCUUCAAGCUGGCGGACGCGGCGGCGCUGCGGCAGGCGCUGGAGGCGGCGCUGGUGGCCACCACCGUCGGGGACCUCUGCGGCGUCAUCGUCCCCGCCGGAGCCCCCCGGCCCCCCUGGCACGUCAUCCUGAGGGUGGGGCGGGAUCAGCGCUGCGCGGGGUCCCUGGUGGGGGGCCGCUGGGUGCUGACGGCGGCGCACUGCUUCCUGGGGGGCCCCGCGCCCCACGCCUGGAGCGCCGAACUCGCCGAGGGGGGGCUGGUGCCCCUCCGCCGCUGGGUGCUCCACGAGAGCUUCGACGUCCGCGCCGGGGUGUCCCGGGGGAUCCCCGAGUUUUACGACUACGACGUGGCCCUGGUGGAGCUGGAGCAGGAGGUGGGGACCCGCGGGACCCCCAGGCGCGUCUGCAUCCCCUGCACCGAAGACGCCAACCGGGCGAUGAGGAAGGCACCCGGCACGACCUGCGAGGAGCAAGAGGCCGAGCUGCUGGGCCGGCCCCGUGUCCCGGCCGAGUUCGUCUCCCUCGACCCGCAGAGGAUGGGGGUGCAGAUCAAGAACCAGGAGGCGUGGGCCACCUGCGCUUCGGGGGCGACGCAGCCGGGGACCCCCUACGCGGGGGCGGCGCUGGGGGACGUGGUGACCGAGCGGUUCCUCUGCUCGGGGCAGGAGAGCGGGGGCCCCCCCGAGGCCGCCACCUGCAAAGGGGAGUCCGGGGGGUCCCUGUUCCUGGAAAGGAGGCACCGCUUCAUUCAGGUCGGGGUCGUGAGCUGGGGCACGUUCGACCCGUGCCGGGGGGGUCGGCGCACGGCGGGGGGGCUCCUGCUCCGCGCCCCGGCCCCCCCCGGCCACCGGCCCCGCGACUUCCACAUCAGCCUCUUCCGCGUCCAGCCCUGGCUGCGCCGCCUCCUGGGGGGGGUCCUCAGCUUCGCCCCCAUGCGCUAGCGCCGACCCCCGGAGGGGCCCUCGCUGGGACCCCCAGUGGGACCCUCGCUGGGACCCCCAGUGGGACCCUUGGUGGGACCCCCGGCGGGACCCUCACUGGGACCCUCGCUGGGACCCCCGGCAG